Bacillus rossius redtenbacheri is the source of this 9960-nucleotide messenger RNA. RefSeq lists its product as uncharacterized. The transcript is spliced from 4 exons. Lineage: Eukaryota; Metazoa; Arthropoda; Insecta; Phasmatodea; Bacillidae. Gene Ontology annotation, cellular component: nucleus. The record is from RefSeq and is a predicted model, not a curated record. The coding region runs from base 5181 to 9851 and encodes 1556 amino acids. Gene Ontology annotation, biological process: protein desumoylation; proteolysis. Gene Ontology annotation, molecular function: deSUMOylase activity.
GGUUAAUAAACAAAAGGGUGAAACCCUUUGGUCUAGUCUAACUGCUAUAUAAUUAAUAUGUACAUUAAUAUUAAACUAUAUAAUAUACUAACAUCAAUAAUACUUAAAUUUACUGUGUCUAAUUAGCAGAAUAUAAAACCAACAACUAAAUAACUUAGGUAUCCAUAGAUAACCUAUAACUUGAAAUGCAAUAAUUCAAGUAAUCAUGGUGAAUAAAGAAUAAUAUAGUUUUCUCCGGCAAUGUAGAGUGCAUACUGCUAACCACAUGAUUUUUAAUCAGUCUUUCAAUCUCUCGCAUUUAACUGCUUGCAAUUUAACUGAAACCAACUUAAAACUAUCAGAUUAAAAAGUACGUUUUAAAUUUUUUACUCAAAGACAAUUAAAAUAAAUAGUUUUGAGAUAUUUAUAUAAAAAUGUUAAGGAAAUAAUAAAAAAGAGUCAACUUACCAGGGGAUUAGAGAUUUUUUUGGCCUUGCAAAUACUGCAUAAAUUAUCUUCUUUCUAUCAGAGAUGUUUCUCAAAACUAAUAAAUUUUUGGCUCAUUAAUGCCACAAUGGUACUGAAUAUAAAAACUGGGCUCUUUUAUUUUGUCAUCUGUAAAAUAGGAUUUAAAACAUUUAUAUUACGUAAAGUACAUUGCAGAAAAUCUAAAAUCACUUUCAUUUUUUAUAUCACACUGUCCAUUCACUUUAACACCCUCUUAAAUUUACUUCUGCAGUUUUGAAAGUAGCCUACUUUCUGAAUGGCAGGAACCUUCUUGCAAGAAUAAAUGUGUAGUAAUGAUAGUACAGCAUUUUAAAUUUUACUUACCUCGUUUAUCCUGAUCAAUAAAAUACACUAAUAUAUAUACUAAAAAAGUAGAAUUACACAGAACUCUCAAAUAUCCUCAUGUCUGGGGUCACUAUAAGUGGUUACCUUAGCUACUCCGGACAUUCUUUUCUACUGAGUAAGAUAAGCAAUGCAGCACGUGUUCUUUAACAUAUUUUUAAAAAAUAUUCCAUGACAUAAAAUCACUGCUUUAAAAAUAAUUAUAAACUGCACCAUUAUUACUUUUCUAAGCAGGAAGAUAGAUAAAAUUGUAUUUGUUUGUACGAGGGUCAUUAUUUGCUCAUGUUACAUUAAACCAUUACAUUUUACGUUAUCCAAAUUGUACUAACAUGGAUUGAAAAAAAUUGUCAUGGUUGUAUUGAUAGAUAAGAUGCUACGGGUGGAUGAAUGUACCCUCUGUGGAUGCUCUGCUCGUGCUGUGUACUGCAGAGUGGAGCUUAUUUUUGAUUAAAAAGAAAUGACAUGCAAUGGGCCAAUUUUAGCAGGAUAUUGAAUGAAAAUACCUAGGUAUAAUAAUUACAAUCCAAUAAAAGAACUCAAAAUUGGUUAAUUCUUCAAAAGCCUUUAAAUUUCAAGUUCACCAUUUUUUACAAUGAUGCAUUAGAUGCUGCCAUUUGACUGCAAAUUGCAUCAUGGUUUCACAAUUGUGCAAUUAAGUAUCGCCAUCAGCUAGCUACAAAUAACAUUCUGGCAUCUAUUCCCUUGUGAAAACCUAUCACUGUUUGUAAGUUUGGAGUCUGUAUGAUAAAAUAAAUGUGUAUGGAAUCAUUUCACUACUUUAAAUUACUGUUAGCACUGAAAACAAUUAAAUUACCUGAACUUGUUGCUCUUUGUUUUUGGCAAGAAUUGAAACUGCUUUUUUGAUGAUCACAAUGCUCAAAAUUUCAGCUUUGCACAGAACACAUAUGACUUGUAGCACAGUUAAUUGCUGAAAAUUGUUUGUAAGUUGGAAUUGUGUAACUUCUUAAGGUUAAAUGGAUUUUCAGUAAUUAUUGCGAGUGUGUCAUCGUAACAUUUAUCGGUUCCCAGAUCCUUAUAUAUUUUGGGACAAAACUAAAAUUCUUCGGGUUUUAAUGCUGUGCGGUUGUUAAUGUUAUUAUCCACAGUGGAAAAAAUAAAUAAAAUUAUGUUUAACCUGGGAGAGAAAUCUCUAAUAACUUACAUACUCCUUGAUCAUCAUUAUAUACAAUAAUGGAAUUAAUUAAUGCACUUGUGUUGUCUUCUAUGUAAAGAUGCUUUGUGUGCAAACAAACUGUUGACCAUUUAUUUCUAGCAGUUGUCUUCAUAUACUGUUGCCCAAUAUCUGUAAAUCGAAACUACUAAUGUAGAAACACUGUUUACAAAUAUUUAAUUCACUAAAAGGAAUAUAAAUGUGUUACAAUUCAAUUUAGUGUGAUAAAUAUUUCAUCUGUAACUGAGUGAUUUGUGGGUAGUAUUUUAUGUUCAUUUCUCAAGUACUUUGUUAUAUUUAAGUUACUGGAGUAAAUGCCAUAGGUUUGUGCUAUGUAAAACCUGUAUCACAGCUAUAGUUAGUGUCUUUUUAUUUUAUUCACUGAAUCAACAAAGAAGUAAUGAAAGAACAUUAAGUCUUGAAUAAGUUGUAAUAAAUUGGUUAACCUAGUCACGAUUCAAAUAGUUAUUCGAAAUAACCAGUACAGUAUCACAUUUUUAUUUCAGUUUAUGUAAUUACUAUAAUAUUAAUACUAAGCUCAUUCCCUGAGUGGUUCCAAGCGCAGUUCACCUGGUGGUGGAACACCACCCCCAGGCAAUGUGGGGUUGGUAGGGAGCCGUUGCAGGCAGGGUAGUGCCAUGAGAAGCUGCACAGCUUAACGCCCAGCAUGAAGAUCUUACGGUUGGCGAAGUGGGGCCUGCGCCAACCUACCCACGGGCUCCAGCGCGGGGUUUCUACUUCCAUUGGGCCGUAUACAUCUUGGUUCAACGCCUCCUACAGUACAGAGAACUCGGCCGGCACGUGGCGGCGUACUACUCAGGUUUCACCCCGCCAUGCUGCAGGGAUAGGCGGGUCGCGCCGAUUGUAACAGGCCUGCGCAUGUCGCCGCACACGGCUUGAGGCAGACGACAACACAGCGGGGUUCGAGGUUAUUGUUGAGCACCACGCCACGGGACAACCUCGCAAGGAAAUGGCUUUCUCACAAACAUGUGGAUCACUAACCUGAGCGAGGUUGGCAUUCCACCCCGGAAGUCACCUCAGCAUAGGAGGGGGCAGCGGCCAGCGGUGCGGUGGACCCUGCAACAGCAGAGUUGCCAGCAUGCAGGGCAGCAAAAUCUCCCGUCCUCCACACGGCUCAGCGGCCUUCACAGCCAAGGGAGAACCAUUCAAGCUGUGUACCUGGCGGGGCAUGCGGGGGCAGAGUACCAGUACCCAGGACCCAACAUCAACGGCCUAGCAGCCUACUAGCCUGGCGCCCCUCCGGACAACAAGAGCAUCGCGACGCCUGUAGCACCUGUCAGGUACCCCCCGGGCCUUUGACAGAGGUCGGGUGAGACAAAACACACACACGAGAACACCACAGUUACAUUUCGUACCUUCUUUAAAUUAUUUGAUUUCCUCUAAUACUUGCUUCGGUGGUGUACUCUGUUACACCUAAUAACUGACUGACGCCGCCGUCGGUGCUACCUCAGAGAGAACAGGCCGUUAUGUGUCCUCAACACCUGAUCAGUGCUGCGCCACGAACACGCCCGCGCGUGUAACGUAGUGCGGUGCCCCGAAUGGCGUGACAUCAGUCACGGCCUCCUACGUGUGCGAGGCGCCCGGCCGGGUGUGGCAUCAAGCAACUAGGUAGUCUGUGUACAUGCAUUCGAUAAAACAAACAAAAACUAAAAUGUUUCAGACAUCCGAUAAUUAUUGUUAAUUAAUUCAUCAUAUUGUAAACUAAUAUCGUUCACAAAACUGGCCGGAAUCAUCUUCCCGCGCUCCGCAGUUUCCCCGCGGAUUUUUCCCCCUCCCUGGCCUGGUUGCCAGGGAGAAUAGUCAGUAGCUCUCCAGCACUCACGAGGGCCGGCAGCCCCGCGCACGGGAAGCACCCAACUUUCGCGCCAAUACCCACAUUUAUCAUCAAUAGGUAACUAUCUUCGAAUCCUCUUCCUUCAGCUACCCGGUCGGCCCUAACUGGCCACACGAUAUCUCGUGCGAUCUUUUGUACGUAAUUUUAAUUAACGUGGUCCUCGCAACCGCGCGGACUAGCCGCCUUUGUUGGACCACCUGAGUGGGACAAUUGAACUUCACCCCGAACCCGGGACUAGCCCUUAGUGACUGUAGUGUAAUGUUUCUUUGUUCAGUGUCCUUGCAUAUCUAGCCGUUAGUGUAACCCCGUGUAACGUGCCGCACAAGCAACCGCGUGUGCAGGAACGGACUUGCCGCUCACGUGAUCCAAGUUCUUUUAAAUCAUUUCAAUUAACGUAAUUUCAGAACAGGCAGCGGGGACGGCAUCAUGACUUUUUUCGAAUCAAUAAUACAACCACGAAUUGAAUAGUGUAAUUCCAAUACGUACAAUAAAGAUGCAGCUUGUUUUUAGACUUAUUUAAUUUGAAAGCAAGGAUUUCGUUAACCGAAAUGGCCAAUAGAUAUUUCUUUUGUUAUUGUUUUUAUUAUAUAAUCAAUUCUUUUCAUAUCAUACGACACAUUACAAUGUUAUUUCGUUCACUUAGUUAGUUAAACUUGCAUGUGCACAUCGUACACUUCUAAUAUUGGACAAUAACUGUUAAGUCGUUUAUUUCUAACUGUACUGUAGUUAUUUAAUGGUUUCUUCUCCAAAAGGGGUGUCCUUAUUGCCGUUUUAGACCUCAAAUUCGAAGACUGGUGAUAAAAAAAAAUAUUUAGGCAUUACAAUCUACACGGGACAUUACUUUCAUGUUGAAAUAUGGCUAAAAUGUUGCCACGCAACGUUGGACAACCCCUGACACGCCAAGCCUUACUUUUACAUAGAAGUUAGCUCGUGCAUUCUUGGGGCUUUGCAUCAGGGAUACCAUUCGAAUAAAAUAGUCUGCUGUAAGUUAAUGAAAUUUAAUACGUUACUAUAUACAAUAAUGAAUCCUUGGCAAAGAAUAACCCAACAAUUUGUGUUAAUUGUAAUCAAAAAAUGUACUACUUGAAUGAUGAAAAUAAUUUUUCCCGAUAGAACUUUUUCUGUCUUACAUUCAAUAUUUACAAAGCAAAAUUUACACAUCCACACAAAUGCUCAUUCUUUGGUACAUCCGGAUGGUAAUUACCGCAUACUGGUGUUUCUUCUUUCGUUUUCCUUGCGAGAACAAAGGUUGUGUACGAAACGGAAGGAAAUGUAAGUAAUCAUUUAAUAUUUCUGUAAUUGUGCUUCCAUGUGUAAUGAGAAACGAUGAGUAUCGGCCGUAGAAAUGCGCAGGGCGUUUGCUCCAUUUCAUUCGCCAAGUUGCUGCAUACUCGGUACAAAGAUAUUGCAGAAAUUGAUAGGCUGCGAUGUGAGAAACAUGGCAUUUUUGGCGAAUUGGCACAAACAUUUCUCAGAAGUAAUUGCAAAAAGAAUAGGUUGUUAUUUAUGCAAAAAUGGCGGCAAAAUGUUGGUAAUGUCAGGACAUAUUUCAAAGAUCUCUGUAAGUCAGAUGUUUCACCUAUGUUAAAUAACACUCAUAAAAUGGCAAGUUCUAUUGUGAAACACGCGGCGUGUGUCUCGGAAGUUAAUCAAGCUAAUACUUCCGUGAAUUCUUUGUGGGCAUUGGUGUGUAGCGAUAUUGGUGUUUUUAACAACAGAAAAAAUAGGUUAAGACUGUAUGAGGGUUGGAAAAGAAACAGAAACAACAUUUGUGAACUGGUUGAGACAAUUUUCACUAACUCUAUUGUUAUGUCCAAUGUAGGUAGUCACCAUUUGCCAGACUAUGUAGCUUCACCUGAAAAUCUUGAAAAACCAGCCCAAAAAAAAUUGCACAUUUCUUCAACAGCUGUGCAAGGUGGUACAUCUAAUAGCAACACGGUUAAACAUCUCGAAGGAGUCACAGUAAGUGCAGGAACAGGAAAUAGCAAUGCAAAUUUGGUGGAUAUAGGAAGUUCAGAAAUCUAUAACAUGGUAUGUUUCUCUUCCAAUGAUAUGUUGGACCAUUUGCAAUGCACUUCAGAGAAAAAUGAUAGUUUGUGCGGUACUGAACGUUGCAAAGUCAUAAAUAAUAAUGAAUAUUUCCUAGAUGGUUCAUUGGCAGUUCGUGUAGAUCGCUCAGUAGUCACUGACAAGUUGGAUAAAUUGCACAUCAAUUUCCCAGAUUCAAUACCGAUUUACAUAGAGCAAUCCGUGCAGUAUGAUACUUCAGAUUUUGCAGAUAAUGUUCCUAAUGAAAAUUGUAACGUACAACAAAGGUGUCAUACCCCUGACCUCAAAAAACCAGAGCAUACCACUGCACUUGAAAAUAGUGUGAACGGUGUCCCAAACAUAUUACAAAGUACUGAUAUUGUCGGAAAGCCUGUGUAUCGAUCAAAAACCUUAGAUUUAUAUCCGGUUGCUUAUGGUAGUUGCACUAUAGUCAAUUCAGAGUUGCCUACUCUUUCCUCAAAUGCUCGGCUAUCACGUUUUGAUAAAGAUAAAAUACACUGUUCUUUAAAAGCUGCCCUAAUGGAAAAGUUAAAUAUAAUUUGUGUGUAUAAGUUUUGUUGCUUUCAAAUUCGUUCUAAGGGAAAUGCAGUUGACUAUGCAUCUUGUAAAGAUAAAAAUUGUAAUAAUAUGUAUAGGAUUGACAUGUCGAAUCCAACACCAGGUACGUACGUUAUACAUGUUAGGGCUAGGAAUGUGCAGGGAGACAACCAUGAUAGGAAGACGUGGGAUGUAAGAGGUUGGCAACGUCAGCAACUGAAAAAAAAACUGAAAGGGAAGAGACCAACCACGUAUCGCUAUGAGACUAUCGACAGUAUGGAUGAACAUAUACUUAAUUUGGGAAACAUGCAAGAUGUGAAAAGCAUGAGUGUGGUAAAGAAAGUACGGUGUGAGGCCCUUGCAGAAGAUGACUUAGAUAAGGAUGAUGUUAAGGAUUUGUUAGAACAGUUUUUGCAGGGUGAAAAUGAUGGAUCAAAAUAUUUGCAGGAAAUUUCUUUACCUUUGGGAGUUUUAAUGUUUUCUAAAGAUCAGUUUGAUGUUAUUAAAAAGUACAAGAAAGAUAUUUCAGUUUUGUUUCUCGAUGCCACUGGAUCCGUAGUACGAAGGCCCACAACUUUCAAAUCUGCAAUUUAUUAUUAUGCCGGAGUAGUUAAUAUUUCAGGUACAGUUUUGCCCCUUUUAGAAUUUAUUUCUGCUCAGCACUCUGCAGCAGCCAUAUCAAAUUAUUUAAUAAAAUUUAAGCGUUGCAUUUUAAAAGAGGUAGGUUCAUGGCCUGUGUUCAAUAAGGUUGUUGUAGAUUAUAGUUUUGCGUUAAUGAAGGCCAUAAUGUUAGGUUGGAAUGAAAUUACGCUUGCCAGGUAUCUGAAAGUAACGCAUAACCUUUGCCAAACAAAUGACGAUUCUGCUUUGCAUUCUCUCGUGACUGUUCAUAUUUGCUGCAGUCAUUUUGUCCAUUUAAUAGCAAGGCGAUUGAAAAAAAACAAUACACCUAAGAAAGUUAGGCCAUUCAUAUUGAAAGUUAUAUGCAUGCUCAUAGUUGCGAGAAGUCUAGAUGAGCAAAAAGCAAUUUUUUCAUUAUUAAUAAUUGUACUUACGAACCAUACAGUUACAAAAAAUGUCAUAAUUAGUCUUGAAGCACUGUCUAACAUUUCAAAAAAGGAAAAAGUCCAAAACAUUCUGGCAGAAUUAAUUCCUGAAAGCAUAUCAUUAAAUGUGAGCGUUCAAAAUGACGAUAUAGAAUCAUUUUUUUCAGAAAAUUUACAUAAAAAUAGUCCAUUUCAUAAAGAAUUUAAAGAAAUUUAUGACAUUAUUUUGGAAAAAAAUUCGCAUGCAGCAGAAAGUGCAAGUAAAAAUAUUUAUUUCAUGCCUUCCUUUGGAAAAGAACUAGUUGAUCGGUACAUGCCCAUGUCACCCUUGUGGUCUCAAAUUCUUCCCAACUGUUCUCAACGGUAUAGUAAUUCCAAUGUUGAAAACUGGUUCUUUCAAACAAAAAGUAAUAUCCUGAAUGGACUCACGCAUUUGAAAGUAGGUCGUUUUGUUAGACACAUGUGUGCCCGUGUUAAAGUAAUUUGCAAAAUGUUGAGGAAUGAUAUACCACGAACAUUUGCUAGGAAAAGGAAAGCAAACAGACAAACAACACCAACAAUUUUAGGCUGUAGCGAAGUUAAAGAUUCAGACCCAGAUGAUCCGGACAGUAUCAUUGUCGAAGAAGUUUGGCAAAAAACGUGUAAGAAACCAAAGACGUAUUUUGAACCAAUGUGUGUCGCAGACAGUAAAAUGGCGUUGGUUCCAAGUGUACCCACAAUUUUAAAAUACAAUAAUAAGGGGUCUGUCAAAGCAUGGCAUUAUACUGAUUUAAUGCAAACAUGUAUUGGAUUGUACGGAGAAGAUGUAUUUGCAGAAGAGGAUUUUAAGACAUUGUUUGGAAGUACGUGGUUGACAGGUGCCGCUAUUGAUGCUUGUGUUGCCUUACUACUAACAGAAUUUAAAGCUGAAGAUAUUAUAUACAUACCUGCUGAAUGGCUUGGAAGUUUUGUCAUUUUUGGGCAAAUUCUUGAGCAGGGAGCCGAAAUAAACAACAUUAAAUUAAGCUGUGCUAGUAAAUGCAUCAUUCCGUACAAUACCAAUCAGCACUGGACACUGAUUACGGCAGAUUUUAAGAAAAAAAUAUUUUCCUACAUAGAUCCCAUAGGUGAAGAGGAUAGUGUUUUACCAAACAAGACUACUUCAAAGGCAGAUGAAGCAUUUAAAGUGUUCAAAAAAUUGCUGUCCGAAAGAAAUAAAUUCAGCCCAGAAAAAAUAAAUACAGACAACUGGAAUUCCAGAAGUUGCGCUUAUCACCAAAUUCAAACAGAUUCAAAUAAUUGCGGAAUUUUUGUGAUAUUUUUCAUUCAACAAAUAAUAAAGGGAGCCCCAUUAAAUGAGAAUUUCAAACCAAACAUUAUGCGAAAAGAACUCGUAAAUAAACUAUGUAGCUUUACACAGUCGGGUAAAAAGGUUAAACUCACGCUAGAUAAACUUGAUGUAAAGAAGGACUAUCCUCAUCCAUUGGCUAUGGAUAAUGGUCUCUUUAAUAACACAGAGUACUAUCGUCAUCCAAUAUUUGAAGUUGUAGUAGCUUUGUUCAGUGAUAUCUGCCGGAAUACAAUAAGGGUUCGGGGUUCAGAUUACUGCACUUUUUUUAAUGGGGGUGAACUUACUAACACUGCCGUAGAUGCAGGUAUCUCAGUUUUCAUUAAGAGAUUAAAAAAAUUUGAUAACAUAUUCUACCAAAACAUUGAAUAUAUCACUGUCUUCGAAAGUAACAUAUGUUUAGAUAAACCGCAUACUUUGGAACUUUUGUACAUCAUAAAGCUACGUGAUUUGAACAAAAAGAAUUUAUUAAUAAUGCCUUACUGCGUAAAUGAUAAUCACUGGUGUCUGUUACUGGCAAACUUAAAAUCAUUUGAGCUUUAUCAUUUGGACCCGCUAAAAGGCAAUGGGGGAAACAAAAUUCUGAGUCGAUUUGUUAAUUUUUUGCAAUAUCGAAAUAAACUAUGUCAAACAAAGAUAAACAUUAGUAGAUGGUGUGUCAAAAAUAUAAAUGAUAAUAUUCCAGUACAAAAAGAUAAUGUUAGUUGCGGAGUUUUUGUAAUAUUUUAUGUGUCUGUGUUUUUAAAACAAAAUAAAUUUGAAAGUGAUCUGAAUGUAAAAAAUUUCCGUAAAAUGUUAGCUGAAUCAGUUAUACAGGAUUCUGAUGUAGUCACUGACCUAUGCUUCUAUUGUGGAACUAAAGGAAACCGAAAACAAACACGAUGGAUAAUGUGUCAGAUUUGUCGUAGGUGGGUUCACUACGAGCAAUGUUAUAAAAAUGAUAACAUAAAUUUUGAAGAUAUAUCUAGGCCAGAAUAUACAUUUAUAUGCAAAAUAUGUAAUGUGAGUAACCCAUUUCCGCAAAAUAGUUCCCCAUAGGAUCAUGUUUAUUAUUUUAAAGUGAAAUGUUAAAUUUGCCAUGGCCGAGUGAAAGGGUAACUGCUACAAAUGUUACUCCUAUGCCAAAUGGAGGCGUGUCGUAUGUUAC